Molecule: messenger RNA, 1788 nt
Organism: Patiria miniata (bat star)
Lineage: Eukaryota; Metazoa; Echinodermata; Asteroidea; Valvatida; Asterinidae
Product: ankyrin repeat domain-containing protein 6-like
Exons: 10
Coding region: 172-1158 (328 amino acids)
Molecular function (GO): protein binding
Source: RefSeq, a predicted model, not a curated record
AGAUUUAAAUCACGUGACAUGAACUACUUUAUCGUCUGCUCUUGUCGGCUGUGCCAGAAAUCGUUCGGUCUAUUCUGUAUUUGCUGAUUUUAUUUGAAAUAUGUAAAGCGACAUUGUAAGUGGUUAAAACAGCUGAAUGAUUAGUAGGCCUACCUACAACACUGCCAUACCAUGGACGUUCCAGUCAUUGACAAACUGAACAGCAGCCUUGAGGUGACUUCCAGAUUCUGCAUGCAAGACAUAUGGAAAUACGGAGCAGACAUGUUGGAAUAUGCCAUCAUGAUCUGUGCAAGAUUGAUAGCAGAAAUCAAAGAGAUCCUCUUGAACACUUGUAAUUCUACUGAAUGGGUGAAAGGUUUGGUGACAAGUGCCGAAGGUUUUCUGGAGAGAAACAAGAUCCCUCCUGAGGCAUUUGGUGCGCUUGCCUUGGCUGUGUUUGUAGCAGUGAUGUUCACUUUGUGUCUAAACAUUGGAGGCAGACAUGUUAGUUCCAGAGAUGCCGUAUCGCCAAGAUCAACAGAAGUAGUCUCAAUAUUUGAGCUUGCCAAGACAGCUUAUCGCCCGGGCCAUGCAGACCAAGUGAAGGGGCUUGUGAGCAAGCUUCAGUUUGACGUGAACUUCCCCGUUCCGAAGAGUGGAAUGACCCUCUUUCUGUGUGCUUGCAUCAGUGGCCAUAAGGAGCUCAUACAUUUCCUUUUGGAAAGAGGAGGAGAUGUAUCUGUAACCAACAGGGAUGGGGACACAUGCUUGUAUCUGGCCACAUUCGCAUGUGCAGGCUCAGCAAGCCAAGAUCUCAGUACUCUCCAGUUGCUCAUCUCGGCAGGUUGCGAUGUGAAUGCCCAGAACAGUAAGGGCAACACGGCACUACACUGGGCCGCCUUCAAGGGUGAUGUCAAAGUGACCAACCUACUUCUCAUCAACGGCGCUGAUGCUAAUAUCAGAAACAACAUCGGCAUGUACCCAAUCGGCAUGGCAACCAGUGCAGGGCAUCUGAGAGCUGGCAAACUGCUCAAGAUCAGCCUGCCCGAUCCCAGCACCCCGUGGGACAUGUUUGAACCCCAGACCCCCGUGUCCGUCCGACUGGGCCUGCUCAGCCCUCGCAAAGAUCACCUGGCUCUGUCUCCAAGACGCAGGAAGCGGCUGAAUCUGUCCUGUUGAAACCGGAUGGAGCCAGACUGAUGGUAUGUAUGUUCUUUGAAAUGCAAAGUACAGGAAUUUUACCAUCAACAGUUGACAGUAUCAUUUUUAUAAUCGAUUUCAAGUUAAUGAUAGUGUUCUACCCGUGUACCAUAGUCCAAGUCUCGAGUAAAAGCAUUGUGCCUGUGUUCCAUAGUCCCAAGUCUCAUGCAAUAGUUAAUAUCGGGGAAAUGAAAAACAAAACAUCUUAAAAUCCACGAGUAGUGAGUUUCACAAAUAGAGAGUAUAAACAAGAAAGCUUGCAUGUUAUAUAUUGCCAGUGUCAGGUUAAAGUAGUGACAGGAAAGUACAAGUGGCAAGGAAAAUUUAGCCCACAUCAAGAAAAGGCAAUGUUACUAUUUGUGUAAUUCUGUAUAAUUUGCUUCAAGUACACCAGUAACUUGUUUUCCCAUAAGUUAAAGGCAUUUAUUUGCUGCUCAAGAGUUUGAACGAAAUGAAACAGACCUUAUGAAGAAAAAAAACUGUACAAAGACUGUAUUUUAUGUUAUUUAUUCAAGUCUGUAAACAAAGACUUAAACUUUUGAAUUAUUUAAAUUAUAUUUAUUGACAUUUGUUUCAUCUGAAAUACUUGAUAUUUAUGCAUUUUUGUGG